CUCAGUCUUCUGUGCCUUCUCAGGCAUCUCGUAAAUUUCAAAAACAGCCUCCCGAGGCCGAACUCCCUCGAAGACUUCUUAGUUCUGCUUCUCAGUCCAAUUCACUUAAUGCUCCUGCCCUUCCUCGUCCACUUCCGCCCUCUAAUCCGUUCGAAAAUACAUCGGUACUCAAAGCGUCCGAUACACAAAUGAAAAAGUCUACUAAAGUAGUGCAAACCGCGCCUAAAGUCCUCAGUAAAUCGACACUUGCUCCCAAAGCACCAACAGCAAAAACACUCUCAUCGGCAAUACCUUCUACUGUAUUCUCUCGUGAUGCAAAUGUCUCUCGUCCUCAUUCUAACUCUGACACCGCAACGUCUUCUGCAGUUCCAACUGGACCCUCGACCAAAAAACGUCCUGCUCCGAAAGACGCUGAGCAGAAGAAGAAGAAACAGAAGCUAACUCCGAAACCGAUACCUUUCUUACUCCCUUCCAAAGCACCGAUGACAGGGUCCUCUUCAGCGCUCUCCGAGGAGAACGCCCGAAACCCUAUACCGCAACCAGAUUCUGGUCGAAAAGUUGUAACCCUGACGGGCACUGGGAAGCGCUUCACUCCUCUCAUCGUCAAGAAGCCCGUCGCCGCUCCAUCGGUACACUCGAACAACGUUGCAACUACUUCUACCUUGCUGUCGCCCUCAUACCUCGAUUUUCCUGAUUUUCCGCCCAUCUCACUAAACAACAUCACUUUGCCACCUUCUAUGGCUCAACGCAGGCUUGUAACUCGCAUCGCCAUUAUACUGAGUCAGGUUUACGAGGAAGAUUUAAAGCAAUGUGUUUUAGUCUCACGAAUGUUCCGAUAUGCCGCCAAAAAAUAUUGCAAAAAUUCCCUGGACUGCCGAUUUGCGCUUCUCCUUCAAGCCUAUCCUCAGAAUAUGACUAACAUGUGGCCAUACCUGCGACAGCGAAACCAAGAAUGUAUCUUGCGUCGUUUCCUCCCUCGGGUAUUCAAGCGUAACAAAACAAUUAUAUCGCCCCAAUUGUGGACUAGUCCUGACCAUGAACAUCAGGCUACGAUAGCCGUUCGGUUCCUAUUGACACGGCUUUUUUUCAGUGUGUCUGUAGGCGACGAUAGCCAGGGCGCUCAUAAAUGGAUGUCUGGAACGGUGGUCGAUGCCCAAGAAGUUAUCAAAGGCGAGAUCUGGUGCAUCACCAUGCAACAUCGCAACGCCAGAGAAUCCUUCUACGUCCUGGAGCCGACUUGCGAAGUCGUUGGCCAUCCUCCCGCGGCUGAGAAGAACCAGCUUGACUCGCUCCCAAUUCGCGCGGACUGGUCAGCUUAUAUAGAGCAUAGGAUUCUACCGCCUUCGGUGCAUGAGACAUCUCCACCGACGUUGAUGGAGCAUGUUUGCUGGACUAGCCAUGAGGAGUAUGAGCGGGGAAUCAGCCGGCAUUGGUUGAAGAGGAUGCGACGCGAAGGCAAGAUCGGUGCUGUGCUUGAGGUCAUUGCGGGGAGGUAUAUCCUCGCUUGUGUCGUUGGUAACAGGCUCGUGCGUGUCAGUGGUCGGUGGAAAUCUUCGACAGAGAUGGCCCAGGAUUUUUCAGGCCUGGCAUCAACUUCGUUGAGUACGAAGCUGAAGAAUCAGCGUGUGAAUCUUUUUCUGCCUGCACAUCAUCAUGUGGAAAGCGUGCAUCUCAAGACCUCGAAGGGUGGACUGCUUCAUCCUGCGUUGGCAGUGGUGCAGACACCCGGUAGGGAGUAUUUUAUUCUAAGGGACAAUGGCAUGCAGGUUGGAUGUGAGGAAGAGGGGGUUGCUGAGGUGUGGAUGCAGCUGUUGGGUUGUUCCAAUGAUGGACAGGCUUGCUGAUAUUAAACUGCCAAUAUUCGAAUGU
Desarmillaria tabescens is the source of this 1869-nucleotide messenger RNA. RefSeq lists its product as uncharacterized. The coding region runs from base 189 to 1844 and encodes 551 amino acids. The record is from RefSeq and is a predicted model, not a curated record. The transcript has 6 exons. NCBI's taxonomy places the organism in Eukaryota, Fungi, Basidiomycota, Agaricomycetes, Agaricales, Physalacriaceae.